GGUGAGAUGGGGCUCGAGGAGAAGGAACUCGGAGUGGGAUUGAGGAACUGAGAAGGGGUCAUGGGAAGUUUGAGAGGGGGAAGAGGCCUGGUGGUCGACUGAAGGAAGCGGCUCCGGUUUGAAGGGGCGCGCACCCGGUCUAUCAUGUCCUAUAAUGGAGGGGCCGUCAUGGCCAUGAAGGGGAAGGACUGUGUCGCCAUCGCUGCCGACAGACGCUUCGGAAUCCAGGCCCAGAUGGUGACCACAGAUUUUCAGAAGAUCUUUCCCAUGGGCGACCGGCUGUACAUCGGCCUGGCCGGGCUAGCCACCGACGUUCAGACCGUUGCCCAGCGCCUCAAGUUCCGACUGAACCUGUAUGAGCUGAAGGAGGGUCGGCCGAUCAAGCCUUACACCCUCAUGAGUAUGGUGGCCAACCUUCUGUAUGAGAAGCGGUUUGGCCCCUACUACACCGAACCAGUCAUUGCCGGGUUGGACCCGAAGACCUUUAAGCCCUUCAUUUGCUCUCUAGACCUCAUUGGCUGCCCCAUGGUGACUGACGACUUUGUGGUCAGUGGCACCUGCGCGGAACAAAUGUACGGGAUGUGUGAGUCCCUCUGGGAGCCUGACAUGGAUCCAGACCACCUGUUCGAAACCAUCUCACAAGCCAUGCUGAACGCGGUGGACCGGGACGCCGUGUCCGGCAUGGGCGUCAUCGUCCACGUCAUCGAGAAGGACAAAAUCACCACCAGGACACUGAAGGCCCGAAUGGACUGACCCUGUUCCCAGAGCCCACGUUUCUGUUUGUUUUUGUUUUUUAAGUAAAAUAGUUGUUCUUUCA
Phyllostomus hastatus (greater spear-nosed bat) is the source of this 817-nucleotide messenger RNA. RefSeq names its product proteasome 20S subunit beta 3 (gene PSMB3). Lineage: Eukaryota; Metazoa; Chordata; Mammalia; Chiroptera; Phyllostomidae. Gene Ontology annotation, cellular component: proteasome core complex, beta-subunit complex; proteasome core complex. The transcript is spliced from 6 exons. The record is from RefSeq and is a predicted model, not a curated record. Gene Ontology annotation, biological process: proteasome-mediated ubiquitin-dependent protein catabolic process. The coding region runs from base 145 to 753 and encodes 202 amino acids.